Messenger RNA from Ylistrum balloti, 717 nucleotides. RefSeq names its product histidine-rich glycoprotein-like. The transcript is spliced from 2 exons. The record is from RefSeq and is a predicted model, not a curated record. Lineage: Eukaryota; Metazoa; Mollusca; Bivalvia; Pectinida; Pectinidae. The annotation marks the transcript as partial.
CAUGGUUCUCACUCUCACCCAUCACAUAGUUCACACUCUCACCCAUCACAUAGUCCUCACUCUCACCCAUCACAUAGUUCUCACUCUCACCCAUCACAUGGUUCUCACUCUCACCCAUCACAUGGUUCUCACUCUCACCCAUCACAUGGUUCUCACUCUCACCCAUCACAUGGUUCUCACUCUCACCCAUCACAUGGUUCUCACUCUCACCCAUCACAUGGUUCUCACUCUCACCCAUCACAUAGUUCACACUCUCACCCAUCACAUAGUUCACACUCUCACCCAUCACAUGGUUCUCACUCUCACCCAUCACAUGGUUCUCACUCUCACCCAUCACAUAGUUCACACUCUCACCCAUCACAUGGUUCUCACUCUCACCCAUCACAUAGUUCACACUCUCACCCAUCACAUAGUUCACACUCUCACCCAUCACAUGGUUCUCACUCUCACCCAUCACAUAGUUCACACUCUCACCCAUCACAUAGUUCACACUCUCACCCAUCACAUGGUUCUCACUCUCACCCAUCACAUGGUUCUCACUCUCACCCAUCACAUAGUUCACACUCUCACCCAUCACAUGGUUCUCACUCUCACCCAUCACAUAGUUCACACUCUCACCCAUCACAUAGUUCACACUCUCACCCAUCACAUGUUCUCACUCUCAUUCACCACAUGGUUCUCACUCUAACACCUUAUAUUAUUCUCACUUAUCACUGA